AUAGAGCAAUUUCAAAUUCAAAUCCGAUCGUUACCUAACUCAAAGCUUCGGUGUCACGUCGAUCGCAUUUUUUAAUUAAAAUUCGAGGGGAAAGACGAAGAUGCAAUGUUGAUAUCCCUGAGUCAACUUCGAUUGUUGAUGCAAACCUCGACAACGUCGAUGACUUCCGUACCAAAACCCCUCAAGUAUUUGAAGAGCUCGUACAACGAUAUGAAAAACGCGCAUAAAAAGAUUCGAAGGAGGGACGUGAAACGGCAAUUCGCGGAAGUAUUGAGCGUAUUAUCGAUGGCUGGGGCCACGCCUGGUUCCAAGGAAUGUUUGCGAUAUUGCACCGAUGGUGAAGUGACGAACCCUGGUGAGUGGGGUCACGAAUACGUCAGACAGCUCGAAGCUGAAAUCGUAGACGAGUGGACGAACGCUCCUGUAAAGGACGAGGAACGUAUCAGAACGCAGCUUACUCCUUUGGUGAACGGUAUCAUAAAAUUCGACAUGAAGCACAACGCCGAAAUACCUGGAUGCGAUUUAUGUUUGGAGAUCGAUCAAUUGAACUUUUUAAACGAAAGUUUGGAUAAUACGAAUUUCGAGAGGGUUUGUCGGUAUCUGGAGAGUUGCGCGGUCUACAGCGAGGAUAUCGAAAGAAGACAAAUAUUGCAGACCGUGGUCGAUCAUUAUCUGCGAUUCCAAGAAUAUUGCAAAGCAAUGUUAGUAGCCCUUCAAUUGGGAGACUCGGAUCUUGUGCACAAAUGUCUCACCACCUGCCCUGACGAUUUAAUGCGAAAACAAUUGUCAUUUAUACUCGUGAGACAAAGGGAGAAUCCAUUGAAGAAGGAUUACGAAGGAGGCGAUGCCAAGGAUAUCGAAGCUAUCUUGAGCAACAGUCACGUCAAUAAUCAUUACCAUUUGCUCGCGAGGGAACUCGACAUUCUGGAACCCAAACACCCGGAUGACAUUUACAAAACCUGGCUGGAAACUAAUACUCUGAGACGAGCGGAGUACGAUUCGGCCAGGGCCAACCUGGCAGCUACGUUCGUUUCCGGUUUCGUUCACGCUGGCUUCGGUCAGGACAAACUGAUGGCGAACACCAACGAUUGCUGGGUUUAUAAAAAUAAGGAGCACGGAAUGCUCUCGGCAACCGCUUCUCUGGGACUGAUACACAUGUGGGACGUGGACGGUGGUCUGGUACCGAUCGACAAGUAUCUCUACACCAACGAUCACAACAUCAAAGCAGGCGCUUUACUCGCGAUAGGUUUGGUUAACUGUGGUGUUCGCAACGAAUGCGAUCCGGCGUUGGCGCUCCUCAGCGACUACGUGUAUUCCGAAAACGUUACACUGAGAAUCGGAGCGGUUUUAGGACUGGGUUUGGCCUACGCUGGCUCGCAGAGGUCUGAUGUCACGGAACUUUUAACAGGAGUAUUGGUAGACGAAGCAAGUACCAUGGAAAUCGUGUCUCUCGGAGCAAUCGCGAUAGGUUUGAUAAACGUUGGCUCUACCGACGCCGAAGCUUCGUCGACGCUUUUGCAGAGAUUGAUAGAGCUUACACCUCAAAAGCUGUCUAGUACCUACUCCAGGUUAGAGACAGAAUUAUGUCUAUCAAAUACGUUUCACGACUAUGCAGGAGGGUUCGUUCGAUCUCGUUUUUGUAGAUUUUUACCGCUGGCACUGGGCAUGAUCUACAUGGGUUGCCGCGACAUCAUAGACGCACCUUCGGCUGCUCUCGAAGUCUUACCCGAUCCUUACAAGCUUGCUGCACAGACUAUGCUGGAGGUGUGUGCGUAUGCCGGUACAGGAGAUGUAUUGAUCGUUCAAGGAUUAUUACGAAUUUGUUCGGAACCGGCGAACGGUGAAGGCGUUCCCGUCACCCCGGUUAACAGUCCGACGAGCUGCUGCUGCGAUCAACGGUCUCGAAUCGUCGAACUUCCUGAGAAGAGAACAAAAGAGAAAUUAGAAGAGAAGCAUGCAGGAUCAAAGGAUAUUGGAUCGACGCAGGCCAUAGCUACGUUGGGUGUCGCUGCCGUUGGGUUAGGAGAGGGAAAAGAGGACUCGAGGAUCUUCGGACAGAUAGGAAGAUACGGUCCCACAGCCGCGAGACGCGCAAUGCCACUCGCUCUAGGUUUAUCGUUUUUGUCAAAUCCAGACUUGUCGGUCUUGGAUGUACUGAACAAAUACAGCCACGACAACGAUUCUGACGUAGCUAACAACGCGAUCUUUGCUCUCGGUCUUGUCGGUGCUGGGACGAACAACGCGCGUCUCGCCACUAUGCUGAGGCAACUAGCCUGUUACCACGCGAAGAACCCCACGCACCUAUUCCUCGUUCGAAUUUCCCAAGGCUUGGUCCAUCUUGGCAAAGGUACGUUGUCUAUAUCUCCUUUGCGAUACGCUUCCAAGGUGUUGGACAAGGUCGCCUUGGCUGGAUUACUGGUAGUCCUGGUGGCGUUUCUCGAUUGUCAAAAUCUGAUCCUAUCCAAGUCUCAUUAUUUGAUGUAUUGUCUGGCGCUUGCAAUGGAACCUAGAUGGUUGGUCACCUUGGAUGAAAAUUUGCAGAGUCUACCGGUGUCUGUGAGGGUUGGGAAAGCUGUAGACAUCGUGGGCAAAGCUGGCAAUCCUAAAUCCAUCUCUGGUGGAUACGUUCACACGACACCAACGUUGCUUUCCUCCGGAGAAAGAGCAGAGCUUGCUCUAGACGAGUACGAGGCGUUGUCCAGCGUUUUGGAGGGCUUCGUUAUUCUUCGAGAGAAAUCGAACGUUUCUUAG
This is a messenger RNA of Bombus pascuorum, 2751 nucleotides long. Its product is annotated as 26S proteasome non-ATPase regulatory subunit 2-like. The transcript has 12 exons. Gene Ontology annotation, cellular component: proteasome regulatory particle, base subcomplex; proteasome complex; nucleus. Gene Ontology annotation, molecular function: enzyme regulator activity. Gene Ontology annotation, biological process: regulation of protein catabolic process; proteasome-mediated ubiquitin-dependent protein catabolic process. The coding region runs from base 106 to 2751 and encodes 881 amino acids. Lineage: Eukaryota; Metazoa; Arthropoda; Insecta; Hymenoptera; Apidae. The record is from RefSeq and is a predicted model, not a curated record.